Molecule: messenger RNA, 2258 nt
Organism: Aspergillus alliaceus
Lineage: Eukaryota; Fungi; Ascomycota; Eurotiomycetes; Eurotiales; Aspergillaceae
Product: acetoacetyl-CoA synthase
Exons: 4
Coding region: 98-2197 (699 amino acids)
Biological process (GO): lipid metabolic process
Cellular component (GO): cytosol
Molecular function (GO): acetoacetate-CoA ligase activity
Source: RefSeq, a predicted model, not a curated record
UUCACAGACACUUCUCCAAUAACCAAUCAAUCUUCCAGGAUAUAACCCCAUCAACACAUACUAUUGCAACACAAAUAACACUCGAAACCAGCCAACCAUGAUCUCUGCGCCCCCCAUUCCCAGGAAACUCUGGGAACACGCCAACCCCCAAUCAACCCAGAUGUGGGCCUUCAAACAAAAACUGGAAGAAGAAAAGGACCUUCAAUUCCCCACAUUCCACGACCUCUACCAAUGGACCAUCAACAACCGCGCCGCCUUCUGGGAUUUCUGCUGGAACUACUUCUCCAUCAUCCAUGAGGGCAGCUACACCACCGUCAUUGACGAAUCAGCCCGGAUAGACAGCAUCCCGAGCUGGUUCGAGGGCAUUCGGCUCAACUUCGCAGAGAACAUGCUCUUCACCAGCGAACGAACCCCAACCGGAGACCAGAUAAUCACGACAAAGAACAAAGAAGACGCCAAAAUCGCCCUGACGCAGAUCCGGGAGGGCGGGUCCGAGCCCGCGGUCUGCAUCACCUGGGCCGAACUGAGGCGGAAAACAGGGCGGUUAACCCAAGCCUUGAAAGCUGCUGGCGUGGUAAAGGGUGAUCGUGUUGCCGUGGUCGCGAGUAAUAGUAUCGAUACGCUGGUUGUGCUACUAGCAACGACUGCGCUGGGGGCGUUGUUCUCGUCUGCGUCGACUGAUACCGGGGUUAAGGGGAUUCUGGAUCGGUUGCUGCAGCUGCGGCCGAGAUGGGUGUUUGUUGAUGAUGGGGCGAUUUAUAAUGGGAAGCGGAUCAAUCUGCGGCCCAAAAUUGGGGAUAUUGUUGAGGGGCUGCGCGGUAUUGAAGAGUUUCAGGGGGUCGUUGCUAUGCCGCGGUUUGCGAGUCCGCCUGAUGUGAGUGGUUUGCCUAGGACGCAGACGCUGGGGGCGUUCCUGGGUAAAGCGCAGUCGGAGAAGCUGGAGUUCGUGAGGGUUGGGUUCCGUGAUCCGUUUCUUGUUGUGUAUUCUUCUGGGACGACGGGGACGCCUAAGCCGAUUGUUCAUGGGGUUGGAGGGUAUAUUCUCAAUUCUAAUAAGGAGGCUCGACUGCAUAGGUGUCAUGGCCCGAACUCGGUUGUUCUCCAGUAUACGACCACAGGAUGGAUCAUGUAUAUGUCCGCCAUCUCGGGAUUGAUGUUCGGCGGGAAGCCCAUCUUAUACGAUGGGAGUCCCUUCCUUCCUGACGUGAAAUUCCUCGUUCGAAUGCUCGGGGAGCACAAGGUCACUCAUUUCGGUACUUCGCCACGGUAUCUGCACGAGUUGCGGAAGAACAAUGUCCGACCCCGGGACAUUGCAGACCUCUCCAAUCUUGUCAUAGUCACUAGCACUGGUAUGGUCCUAUCGGAGUUCUUAUUCGAAUGGUUCUACGAUGAGGGCUUCCCGGCUCACACUCAGCUGGCAAAUAUCUCCGGAGGGACCGAUCUAGCUGCGUGCUUUGGUCUCGAGAAUCCUCUGGCACCGCUGUAUGUGGGUGGUUGUCAAGGACCGAGUCUCGGUAUCCCCAUUGCGGCAUUCGACCAAGCGGACGAAGGCGCUUCUGGGGUCAAGGGAAGAGCUGUCCCGGACGGAGAGCCAGGGGAAAUCGUUGCCACCGCUGCAUUCCCAACCAUGCCAGUGAAAUUCCUAGGAGCAGAUGGUCCUCAAAAAUAUUUCGACUCCUACUUUGCUCGGUUCGACAAUGUCUGGACACACGGAGACUUCAUCAGCAUCCAUCCCAUCACAAAGCAAAUCUUCUUCCUUGGACGCUCAGACGGAGUGCUAAACCCAUCCGGAAUCCGAUUCGGAUCGAGCGAAAUCUACAACGUGAUUGACACGCGGUUUGCAGAAGAGAUCGCGGACUCGAUCUGCGUUGGACAGCGACGGCCCCAAGACAAUGAUGAAUCAGUGAUGUUAUUCCUGCUUAUGCGGCCCGGACACGACUUCACACCGCAGUUGGUGGCACGGGUUAAAGACGCAAUUCGAAAAGCACUCAGUGCGAGACAUGUUCCGAAGUAUGUCUUUCAGACGCCUGAGAUUCCGACGACCGUUAAUCUGAAGAAAGUCGAGUUGCCUGUAAAGCAGAUUGUUUCGGGAAAGAAGAUCAAGCCUUCCGGAACGCUUUUGAAUCCUCGAAGCUUGGAUUUUUAUUAUCAGUUUGCGGAAGUCGAGAGGUUGAUAGACCCGAAGAGCAAACUAUGAGCUAUGAAGAUAAUUUUGUAGGGAGCAAUUGUUACGAUCAUUAAUGAGACUAAGAAGAAAC